Molecule: messenger RNA, 5931 nt
Organism: Callithrix jacchus (white-tufted-ear marmoset)
Lineage: Eukaryota; Metazoa; Chordata; Mammalia; Primates; Cebidae
Gene: RBM6
Product: RNA binding motif protein 6
Biological process (GO): mRNA splicing, via spliceosome
Cellular component (GO): nucleus
Molecular function (GO): RNA binding
Source: RefSeq, a predicted model, not a curated record
AGGAGAAGGAGUAGUGGGCCGUGGAGGCUUCGCCGCCUAGGUACUGCUAUUACCAGAAUUUGGUAGAAAAAGGAUCUACUUGUUGGCGGCCUCUUGAUAAAAAGAGAUGUGGGGGGAUUCUCGACCUGCUAACAGAACUGGACCUUUUCGUGGGAGCCAAGAAGAAAGGUUUGCUCCCGGGUGGAACAGGGAUUAUCCUCCUCCUCCCCUUAAGAGUCAUGCUCAAGAGAGACACUCUGGCAACUUUCCUGGCAGAGAUUCACUUCCCUUUGAUUUCCAGGGGCAUUCGGGGCCUCCUUUUUCAAAUGUAGAGGAGCAUUCUUUCAGCUAUGGAGCUAGAGACGGACCUCAUGGUGACUAUCGAGGAGGGGAGGGACCUGGACAUGAUUUCAUGGGGGGAGAUUUUUCAUCUUCUGAUUUCCAGAGCAGAGAUUCAUCACAGUUGGACUUCAGGAGUAGGGACAUACAUUCUGGGGAUUUUCGGGAUAGAGAAGGACCACCUAUGGACUAUAGGGGUGGAGAUGGUACUUCUGUGGAUUAUAGAGGUAGGGAGGCACCUCAUAUGAACUACAGAGACAGGGAUGCUCACGCUGUUGACUUCAGAGGUAGGGAUGCUCCUCCAUCUGACUUCAGGGGCCGGGGCACUUAUGAUUUAGAUUUUAGAGGCCGGGAUGGAUCCCAUGCAGAUUUUAGGGGAAGGGAUUUAUCAGAUUUGGAUUUCAGGGCCAGAGAACAUUCCCGUUCUGAUUUUAGGAAUAGAGAUGUAUCUGAUUUGGACUUUAGGGACAAAGAUGGAACACAAGUAGAUUUUAGAGGCCGAGGUUCAGGUACUGCCGAUCUAGACUUUAGGGACAGGGAUGUACCACAUUCAGAUUUCAGAGGUAGACACCGGUCUAGGACUGAUCAGGAUUUUAGGGGCAGAGAGAUGGGACCUUGUAUGGAAUUUAAAGAUAGGGAGAUGCCCCCUGUGGAUCCAAAUAUUUUGGAUUACAUUCAGCCCUCUACACAAGAUAGAGAACAUUCUGGUAUGAAUGUGAACAGGAGAGAAGAAUCCACACAUGACCAUACGAUAGAAAGGCCUGCUUUUGGCAUUCAGAAGGGAGAAUUUGAGCAUUCAGAAACAAGAGAAGGAGAAACACAAGGUGUAGCCUUUGAACAUGAGUCUCCAGCUGACUUUCAGAACAGCCAAAGUCCAGUUCAAGACCAAGAUAAAUCACAGCUUUCUGGAGGUGAACAGCAGAGUUCAGAUGCUGGUCUGUUUAAAGAAGAAGGAGGUCUGGACUUUCUUGGGCGGCAAGACACCGAUUACAGAAGCAUGGAAUACCGUGAUGUGGAUCAUAGGCUGCCAGGAAGCCAGAUGUUUGGCUAUGGCCAGAGCAAGUCUUUUCCAGAGAGCAAAACUGCCCGAGAUGCCCAACGGGACCUUCAGGAUCAAGAUUAUAGGACCUGCCCAAGUGAGGAGAAACCCAGCAGGCUUAUUCGAUUAAGUGGGGUGCCUGAAAAUGCCACAAAAGAAGAGAUUCUUAAUGCUUUUCGGACUCCUGAUGGUAUGCCUGUAAAGAACUUGCAGUUGAAGGAGUAUAACACAGGUUACGACUAUGGCUAUGUCUGCGUGGAGUUUUCACUCUUGGAAGAUGCCAUCGGAUGCAUGGAGGCCAACCAGGGAACUCUAAUGAUCCAAGACAAAGAAGUUACCCUGGAGUAUGUACCAAGCCUGGAUUUUUGGUACUGCAAACGAAGAUGGGGUUUCUCCAUGUCGUCCAGGCUGGUGUUGAACUCCCGGCUUCAAAUGAUCCAACCGCCUUGGCCUCCCAAAGUGCUAGGAUUACAGUGUAAGGCAAGCAUUGGUGGGCACCGAUCUUCCUGUUCAUUCUGCAAGAACCCAAGGGAAGGGAUUCUCUUUGUUUCUGUUCCACUAGUGACAGAAGCCAAGCAAGAAUUAAUAACCUACCCUCAGCCCCAGAAAACAUCUAUACCAGCACCAUUGGAAAAACAACCCAACCAGCCCCUAAAACCAGCUGAUAAGGACCCUGAACCCAGGAAGAGGGAAGAAGGACAAGAGUCCCGCUUAGGACAUCAAAAGAGAGAAGCAGAAAGGUAUCUGCCUCCUCGAAGGGAAGGGCCAACUUUCCGAAGAGACCGAGAGAAAGAGUCAUGGUCUGGAGAGACACGCCAGGAUGGAGAGAGCAAAACCAUCAUGCUAAAGCGUAUCUAUCGUUCCACACCACCUGAGGUGAUAGUGGAAGUGCUGGAGCCCUAUGUCCGCCUUACUACUGCCAACGUUCGUAUCAUCAAGAACAGAACUGGCCCUAUGGGCCAUACCUAUGGCUUUAUUGACCUUGACUCCCAUGCGGAAGCUCUUCGUGUGGUGAAGAUCUUGCAGAACCUUGAUCCACCAUUUAGUAUUGAUGGGAAGAUGGUGGCUGUAAACCUGGCCACUGGAAAACGAAGAAGUGAUUCUGGGGACCAUUCUGACCACAUGCAUUACUAUCAGGGUAAAAAAUAUUUCCGAGAUAGGAGGGGAGGUGGCAGAAAUUCAGACUGGUCUUCAGAUACAAAUCGACAAGGACAACAGUCAUCAUCUGACUGCUACAUAUAUGAUUCCGCUACUGGCUACUAUUAUGACCCCUUGGCAGGAACUUAUUAUGACCCCAAUACCCAGCAAGAAGUCUAUGUGCCCCAGGAUCCUGGAUUACCUGAGGAAGAAGAGAUCAAGGAAAAAAAACCCAGUCAAGGAAAGUCAAGUAGUAAGAAGGAAAUGUCUAAAAGAGAUGGCAAAGAGAAAAAAGACAGAGGAGUGACAAGGUUUCAGGAAAAUGCCAGUGAAGGGAAGGCCCCUCCUGAAGACGUCUUUAAGAAGCCCUUGCCUCCUACUGUGAAGAAGGAAGAGAGUCCCCCUCCACCUAAAGUGGUAAACCCACUGAUCGGCCUUUUGGGUGAAUACGGAGGAGACAGUGACUAUGAGGAGGAAGAAGAGGAGGAGCAGACCCCUCCCCCACAGCCUCGAACAGCACAACCCCAGAAGCGAGAGGAGCUAACAAAGAAAGAGAAUGAAGAAGACAAACUCACUGACUGGAAUAAACUGGCUUGUUUGCUCUGCAGAAGGCAGUUUCCCAAUAAAGAAGUUCUGAUCAAACACCAGCAGCUGUCAGACCUGCACAAGCAAAACCUGGAAAUCCACCGGAAGAUAAAACAAUCUGAGCAGGAGCUAGCCUAUCUGGAAAGGAGAGAACGAGAGGGAAAAUUUAAAGAAAGAGGAAAUGAUCGCAGAGAAAAGCUCCCGUCUUUUGACUCUCCAGAAAGAAAACGGAUUAAAUACUCCAAGGAAACUGACAGUGAUCGUAAACUUGUUGAUAAAGAAGAUAUUGAUACUAGCAGCAAAGGAAGCUGUGUCCAACAGGCCACUGGCUGGAGGAAAGGGACAGGCCUGGGAUAUGGCCAUCCUGGAUUGGCUUCAUCAGAGGAGGCUGAAAGCCGGAUGAGAGGCCCCAGUGUUGGAGCCCCAGGAAGAACAAGCAAAAGACAGUCCAACGAGACUUACCGAGAUGCUGUUCGAAGAGUCAUGUUUGCUCGGUAUAAAGAACUCGAUUAGGAAUGGAGACAAGUUCUGUGAUAUACGACCUCCUUGUUUUGUUUGUCUCUCCUUUUCUUUUGUUACUGUUCUUGCUGCUAGAACUUUUUUAAAUAAACUUUUUUUCAAUGUGACUAUCUUUUUGUUAAAUUUUUUUUCCCAGAGAUGGGUGGAAGUGGGGCUACUGGCAGGAGGGAUAGAGUACCUUGCUUCAGGGUUAUUUGAAGUUAUGUUGAAAUAGCAACUAGUGCUGCAGUAAACCCUAGAAUACUGCCUACUGUCAGUGUAAGUGAGUAGGUUACAGUGACCUUUGAACUAUAGCUUGUGUGUAUGCUGUCAGACCAAAAAAUUCAUUUUCUCAAUCUAAUCAGCAAAUACAGCAUUUCAUUAUUUGUUUCUUUUAUUUUUUUUUUAGUAACUGCUUAAGCUGAAAGUAUUUACUACUCAUUAGAUAUUCAAAAUUCUUCUGAUUCCCUGUUAUGGUGAGGUUGGGGGAGGGGUGAGAACUGUUUUUCUGAGUGCCUGCUGGGUACUCCAUGCUUCACACUUUGUGAUUACAAGUUGACAUAGUAAGGAUCACCAUUCCUCUCCAGGCACUACCUGGCUCUUCUUUCCCUCCAUUGUUAAAACUGUCCAAAGAAGUAGUUGAAAUCUGCCCUCUUUCAAAUCUUUCUCAACUUCCCCAUUAUCACCUCUACCAUCUCCCAGUAUUUGCUUCAAAAAUGAACGUUUUGUGUGUUUGUAUUUUGAGACAGAGUCUUACUUUGUGGCCCAGGCUGGAGUGCAGUGGCAUGAUCACUACUUACUGUAUCCUCAACCUCCUGGGCUCAAGUGAUCCUCCUACCUUCGCCUCCCAAAGUUUUGGGAUUACACACAAUGAGCCACUUCUGGGUCCAGCCCAGAAGUGAGCCCUUAAAAAAAAAUUCUUUGUGGUUAAAAGGACUAUAUAUAAGGGUGGGCACAGUGGCUCACAGCCGUAAUUCCAGCACUUUGGGAGGCCAAGGCAGGUGGAUCACCUGAGAUUAGGAGUUUGAGACCAGCCUGGCCAAUGUGGCAAAACCCCAUCUCUACUAAAAAUACAAAAAUUAGCUAGGUGUGGUGGUGCGUGUCCGUAAUCACAACUACUCGGGAGGCUGAGGCAGGGGAAUCACUUGAACCCGGGAGGCAGAGGUUGCAAUGAGCCGAGACUGUGGCAUUGUACUCAAGCCUGGGUAACAGGAGUGAAACUCCGUCUCAGAACAACAAAUGAACAAUAAGUAAAAAUGUUUGCAAAGCAGCUAGUGCAAUAAUCUAGCAUCCAAUAAAGCAAUCAACUAAUUUUCCUCUUUUAUUUUCACUACUAUUUUUUGAGAUGGAGUCUUGCUGUGUCCCCCAGGCUGGAGUACAGCGGCGAAAUCUCGGCUCACUGUAACCUCCCCCUCCCAGGUUCAAGAGAUUCCCCUGCCUCAGCCUCCCGAGUAGCCAUGAUUACAGGCGCGCGCCACCACACCCAGCUAAUUUUUGUAUUUUCAGUAGAGACGGGGUUUCACCAUGUUGGCUAGGCUGGUCUCGAACUCCUGAGCUCAGGUGAUCCACCCACCUUGACCUCCCACAGUGCUGGGAUUACAGGCAUGAGCCACCAUGUCUGGCCCCUCCUUUUUAUUUUUUAGAGACAGGUUCUCACAUUGUCCCCAGGCUGGAGUGCGGUGACGCGAACACAGCUCACUGCAGCCUAGCCCUCUCUGGUCCAAGCGAUCCUCCCACCUCAGCCUUCCGAAUAGCUGGGACCAGAGGCGUAAGCCACCAUGCCCAGCUAAUUUUAUUUUUCAUAGACACAGGGUCUUACUGUGUUACCCAGGCUGAUCUCGAACUCCUGGCCUCAAUGAUCCUCCCGCCUCGGCCUCCCAAAAUGCUGGAUUGUGGGCGUGAGGCACCACGCCCCGCACAGUCACCUUUGGAAGUCGAAUUAGACAAUGUUUUACACCAUGUCAGUGAAAGCAAACUGUACUCUCUACUGCGCUAGUAGCAAAAGCAAAGAAUUACCAUGCUUAAUAGAGAGGAACCCUAAAAACUCUAAUCCGGGUCCGCAAAAGCCGAUUGACAACUCUGGUGAUUUAGAAGAGAAUUGCGCAAGAAAUUAACACAGAGCGUCCUAAGUGACCAGAUUGCCUGCGACCACAUUUCCCGGCAGACCUCGCGCAGCCAGGUGUCUUCUAGGAUUGGACUCCUCCGCAGGAGGCGGGUGGCGGGGGGAGGGGAUAGGCGCGAGGUACUGUGGGUAGGAGACGGCCGUCGGCGGAGGCGCCAUUUUGUGGAGCCGCCGAACCUUGUUGGAGGUUCUUGGGCGCAGACCCGCUACUGCUGCUUCGAUCUCUCGAAGG